This is a messenger RNA of Amphibalanus amphitrite, 2440 nucleotides long. Its product is annotated as bicaudal D-related protein homolog. The transcript is spliced from 10 exons. The record is from RefSeq and is a predicted model, not a curated record. NCBI's taxonomy places the organism in Eukaryota, Metazoa, Arthropoda, Thecostraca, Balanomorpha, Balanidae. The coding region runs from base 805 to 2247 and encodes 480 amino acids.
AGUGUACACAGGUGUGUGAAGGUGAGCGGGUGGGUGCUGCGCCGGGCCGUGGUGAUCGUCCAAUGAUCGUAAACCGGCGGUGGUCUGUCAGAGGCUGACCGAGCAGUGGUGCGCAGAUCGGCUGGAAUAGGGAGGUCAGGUGGUGAAAAGUGACUGGUGCGAUAACAGUGCUGUGGGUGACCGGGUCAAUAGGUGACCUUGUUGACCGGAGGUCAACUCACGUGUUGACCUUUGGUGAAGUGUCAGCUCACGAGUUACCCACUAUCCCCAGACUAGCCCGUCUGGCGUCUGGGGACACACAUUCGCCCACCCCUUCCGUCGGGGUGCCGUGUCCCGUCCCCAUGGCUGCGGCCUACAUGGACACCAGCAGCAUCAGUAGCGGCGGCGCCGACAUGUCUCCCGACGAGCCCCCUUUGGACGAAGCGGCGGCGCGUGCGCUGCUCGCUCAGAAGGAGGAGGACCUCUUGCUGGCGGCGGAGCUCGGCAAGGCACUGCUGGAGAAGAACGAACAACUGAGCGUGGAUAACGAGAGGACGGCUGCCGAGUAUGCCAGACAUCUGGAGGACCUGGAGCAGGAGCGGCACACUCUCCGUCUGCGGAUCUCGGCCAUGGAGGGAGAGCAUGAGGACGAGGUGGUCCAGCUGCAGGCCGACAUCGCCGCUAUCAGGCGGCAGAUUCAGGCGCAGCAGCACUCGGGGAAGGACUGCGAUAAACAGCGCUCGCAGAUGCUGGAGGACAUGACGGAGCAGAACCAGCGGCUCGCCAGGCAGCUACGAGACGCUGUGAAGGCGGAAAAAACACACCAUGGAGCAGCUGGAGCACCUGAGGAAGCAGCAGGACCUCCGCAGGGACAGUUUCGAGUUCCACGUCUCACAUGUGGACGAGAUGAAGGAAGAGCUGGCCUCUCUGGAGCAGCAGCGGCGCGAGCUGGAGCGGCGCGAGCGCUCCCUGCUCGAGGAUCGCGCACAGCUCGAGGACCGGCUGCGCGAGACGGCUGAGCGCCAGCUGCUGCUGGAGCGGCUGCAGCGCGAGCGCGGCGGUCAGGUGCGCGACCAGCGCCGCCAGCUGGAGCAGCUGGCCGCCGCCAAUAACUCGCUCAGUGACCGGCUGGACGCGGCGGCCGGCCACGGGUCGCCGGCCAGCACCGGGCACACUUCGCUGCACCACGAGCUCGACUCGUCGGCGGACGAAGGCAUCGGAUCAGUAACGAAUGUCCCAUCAGCCGAGGUCACGCUCAUGGAGUUUGGCGACGAAGUUGAGUGCGACGACCACCUAGCGGCCAGUUUGGGAAGCUCUGACUUGCAGCAACUCCGCCGAGCGGCGCUAGUGACCACCAGCCAACUGAAGGCUCUAACCGAGCAGGCUCGUAUUGGCCGGGAGAAGCGCGAGCUAGCUCAAACCACAUCGGAGACCUCUCAAAUCAUGUCGGACACCUCACAGACCCUCACAGAUGCGUCCCUGGCCGGUGGAGAUUCGUCCAUGGCCGGCGGAGCGGACUCUGUACUCGGAAGGAUGGACUCGGCGAUCGGAGGAACGGACUCCAACAUGUCCGUGGUGCCUCUUUCAGAGCCUUCGUUGGACGUCACACUGAUGGAGCCGACAAUAUCAGAUACGACAAAACUGCAGCCGGGCGAGCUCCGUGAGGCGUUCCUUGCGCUCCGUUCCGAGCUGGCCGGCCUGCUGCCGGCGGUCUGCACUGCCGGCUCGUGUGACGACUGCGGCCGGCCGGCGCAGCUGCCCAUCCAGCAGCAGAUGCAGUCGGUCAGCCAGCAGCACGAGCAGCUGCAGCAGGAGCACCAGCAGCAGACGGAGACGCUGCAGCAGCUGCAGAGCGAACUCGAUCGGCACGACAAACAGCUUGCCAUAAGAGAGAAGCAAUGCGUAGCUUUACAUGAAGAAAAGGAAGCACUGAGGUCGGAACUUGAUGCGGCCUAUGUAACCAAAGAGGACUUGGUCAGGAAGGCGUGGGAGGCCCGGGACCAGGCGGUCCAAAGGAAGAACAACGCCGAGAUGGAGCUGUCCAAGGCGAGGAUAGACGUGCUGCAGACCAACUCGCAGCUUCUGGAGUCGAUCCAGCACAAGGUGCAGCUCUCCUGCCAGCUCGACCAGUGGCAGUGGGACAUGCAAGAGCUUAUCGACGCCGAGAUUCACAAGAAGCUGGUCAUCAACGAGAAGCCCAGAACCAACAGUACAACGGCGGCGAACAAGGGCCGGAGAUCCAUCAUGAGCUUCUUCAGCCGAUCGUAGCCACACCUACCAUCCCGAUCGCAACUUUGACUGCUGCGCUGGCCGCUAGGUGUCAGCGCCGUGGCCCAGACGACGUGGGGUCCGCGCGCAAUCUGUGAUAUGUGUCUGAUAGAUGUUGACAUUUAUGAAUUUUACGCUUGUACCGUGUCAUUUUGUGACUGAUUCAUGUCUUGAAUAAAUGAAACUGUUACCU